AUGUCAGGGCUCAGUACCGACGGCAUGGAGCCCGAAGAGGUAAACAUCAAAGAAAACAAGAUAAACGAUGACGUCAAGUCUUUCUUACUAAAGCGGAGCGAACAUGACCUGCCUCGAUACACUGCUAGAAUAAGGACCUACCUAGAUGUUAAAAGAAAGCGCCAGCGGGCGAAUGAGGCGCGACGCAAUAUUGAGAAAGAAAAAACAAAGAAGAAAACUGAGACUGAGACAAAAGAGGACACCGGCUUUUUCAGUAACGAUGGCGGUCGUGUCAGCAGGAGUCGCCGUGAUAAAGACGAGCGCGCCCGCCCUGCGUCACGUGGGCAGGAGCCCGCAGACCGUUGCUGCCGGCGCAGGCGCCGACGGAGAUCGUGUCGUCGAAGGCGCAGACGUCGUCGCCGCCGCAGUUGCAGAAGGCGCCGCCGUCGCAGUUGCAGUCGCCGCCGCCGCCGCCGCAGUUGCAGUCGGCGCCGCCGCCGUCGCCGUCGUCGCAGCUGUAGCCGUCGCCGCCGCAGACGAAGCUGUCGGCGAAAAAGACGCAAGAACCGCUGUGGAUGUCGUCGUUAA
Molecule: messenger RNA, 567 nt
Organism: Pieris macdunnoughi
Lineage: Eukaryota; Metazoa; Arthropoda; Insecta; Lepidoptera; Pieridae
Source: the annotation of a GenBank genome assembly